AUGAUAGUCCUUCACAUCGCUCUCUAUACUCUUCUCGGCACCUGUUUGACCUUUUCGGUGAUUGAGCUGGGACUUUCAGGCUACGUCGUAUCCUUCUUUAGUGGUACUGAUCAAGAGUGGACCUGGGAUCCUGAUACUGGCUACAACUGGACGACUGUUCACUCCAGUGCGCCGGGGAUCUUGGAUUUCUUCAUCUUCAAUGCUGUCUGGACAAUUCUCGUAUCAGUGGCCGCCGCUGUCCUUCCCUGGUUCUAUGCCCGAAAGGGAGGGGUCAGCCCCAAGCUGAAUACCAUACUCGGCAUCUCAUAUAUCGUUGCCUUCUUUGUCACCUCGAUUUUUUGGCUGGCUUGUUUUGCCGACAUUGCGGCUCGUCUAGGUGGUGGCAUUAGCUGGAGUGACUAUCUGAACGCCAUGAUCGCAUUUGCUGUUCUACUCUGGCUCAUGUUUCUUGCACUGGGCAUUCUCGCCGUUCUGUCUGUGUGCGGCGUACUGGUCUCGGACUGGCCCGGAUAUCAAUCGAUGAGAAAAGGCGCAGUGGAAGAGCAGCCUCAAGGCUCGAUGGUUCCUCCCACCACCAAUGAGGCGAUGACCUUGUAUAACCAGCCACGCACCAGCCAGCCGUCUGAUCGAAAUGCAACACCGGAUAUUAACAGUGUCGAGUUGAGUGCUGACAGCUUGGGUCAUCACGACACUUCGCCGAAUCACGUCCGAUACACUAUUGAUACCGUUGAUGCUGUCGCACACCCCAAUGGCGUCUACUCCAGGCCCAGCACGCCAUUCUGCUCUACCCUCCUAAAUGCUAUGAGCCCUUAA
Messenger RNA from Penicillium oxalicum, 813 nucleotides. RefSeq names its product MARVEL domain-containing protein. Bases 1 to 813 code for a protein of 270 amino acids. Gene Ontology annotation, cellular component: membrane. The transcript is spliced from 3 exons. NCBI's taxonomy places the organism in Eukaryota, Fungi, Ascomycota, Eurotiomycetes, Eurotiales, Aspergillaceae. The record is from RefSeq and is a predicted model, not a curated record.